This is a messenger RNA of Carassius auratus (goldfish), 4012 nucleotides long. Its product is annotated as major intrinsically disordered Notch2-binding receptor 1-like. Gene Ontology annotation, cellular component: plasma membrane. Bases 282 to 2615 code for a protein of 777 amino acids. The transcript has 4 exons. Gene Ontology annotation, biological process: negative regulation of TOR signaling; negative regulation of cell population proliferation. The record is from RefSeq and is a predicted model, not a curated record. Lineage: Eukaryota; Metazoa; Chordata; Actinopteri; Cypriniformes; Cyprinidae.
ACCGUUGCUUUACCUAUGAUAGUCUCUCUGGUGGGACCCUGAUCAGUGGAGACGGACGUUUUUAUACCAUCACUAAUGGAUUCUGCGCUUUUCAAAUGCUCUGAUCAGCGGCUAUAUUAAGGCUUUGAAUAAGGUCAGCAAUGAAUAGCUUUGUUCUCAGCACCACAUCCCAGUUGCAAGAGAGCUGCAUUUGCCUUUGACGAAGGGCGGAAAGCAAAGGACAGUGGGCAUAGGUUUCUAUAUGUAGUAUCCAUGAUUAAAAGCUCAAAUCUGGUGCAAAUAUGGCUGAAAACCCUGAAGACCCCCUUGUAUUGUUGGAGAUCCUGGAGGUGUUAGGUGCAUGCCGUGGGAGCGUGUUGUACGCAGACAUUUGUGUCUAUCUGAGUGGACGCUUCAGCCUGCAGCCGCUUCUAGAAUUACGAAGUCUUUUGUACUCCACUGCCUGUAGAGACCCCUGCUUCCCUUCCACACUCUUCCGAGAGCGACUUCACCCGCCCUGCAGCAACCGGCUCUCAGCUGCCGCCGAUGUUGUCUCUCUGUUCAACCUCCUCAUGCACACCCGCACUGCUCCUACAUACACGCAGAACCUGCAGUCUCUGACACCCUGUCAGGUCUGUGGGAAGGGAUUUGUGCGUUACGACUGGCCAGCUGCCCUACCCGUCACAGCAGGAGGGACCGCCUCUGAGGACUGUAAAUAUGAGAACCUCCCUUGUGAAGUGUUCAGUCAUAACACAGAGGCUUCACACGCUCAGACCACCUCUGCGUUGGUCACUGAGCCUCGCUCACAUAUACACAAUCGGGACAGCAUGCAGAAUGCGCAUUCUGGGGACAUUCCCAUUGAUGAAAUCAAUCAGGAGGCUGGCAAGACACCGGUGACCAAUCAGGGAAUCCACGUUGCUCGUUCCUGCUCGCAGAAGAGGAGUGCCUUUAAAGAAGGGAUCCACAAUGUUCCACUCACAUCCAUGGAAGGCGGCGGCCAGUCAGAUCAAAGUCCAGAUGGACCAAGAUCAGAUGGAGAGGACUUGGUUUACGCUUCCCAAAAGAACCCCUAUCCAGACCCUGCAACAUACGCAAAAGACCACCACAACCCGGCAUCACAUGCGCAUGAGCAUUCGUAUGUUUACAUGACUCAUUCGAAUGCACCUGAACUGGAUGCACACGUGGGCGACAUGCAAUCGUACAAUGAUUCCGCAAAUCCCUAUGACCAUCAGACUCAGUGGCGCCAGGCAAAGCAUGAGAGUUUGGAUGAACUCCAGACAUCCACCUACUUCGGCCCUUCUGUCUCCAGCCGAAAGCACCAAACCUCCGCUCCUCAAAUCAAAAGCCACAGCUUGGACAUCGACAGCAGGACAGCGGACGAAAGACCUGAGCCUGAAACGACCGGCCUGCAGAAACCCAGAUCAGAGCGGUCUGUCUUAGAGAAGUCUGGAUUACGAAAACCAGGAUCUGUUAAACUUAGCAUCGACAGAUCGAGCUUCGACAUUCCCGGUUUUGAUCCUCGCAUCGUCAAUACGGUGCAGGAUACUUUCAAACGGCUUAGCGGCAUGAGUUUGGACGCAUGGUACGAUUGGUCAAUAAGCAUCGAGGGCAUGGUAAGCGUAGGCACCCAAACAGAGCCUGCAGAUCGACGCGCUUUACGAAGCCUCAUGCUUGCCGAUAAACUCUCCAUUGAUAACCCUGACAUCGGCGAGGAUGACAUCAGCGCCAUCUUCCGUUUCCUAGAUGAUAUUAGCAUGUGUGGCUCCAUGGCAGUUCUGCCAGGGGAAGGAGGAGGAGCUCAGGAAGGGGGCGGAGCUGGGCUGCCAGAGAGACGUGAACGUUUGGGAAAGUUACGGAGGUUGUUUCACUCCUUGGAGGCACCAGAAGAGGGCGUGAGAUGGGGUGUGGGGCGCUUGCUCCAGCGGGUCACGGAACUGGAGCAACAGCUAGAGCCAAUUGCAGAGCUACGUGAGCAGCUGGCCCUUGUGCUCUCCACGCUAAACCGCCUGGAGCAGCGGGAGCAGGUCGCAUGCCUGCAUCAAAUGCACAUACAGCCACAGCUCACAGCACGGCCUAGUGUGCAGCAACAGCAGGGGUCCCCACGGACCAAUCCAGGGACAGAGGCCAUCAACGAGGCAGCGGCGAAACGCAGGCAUCUGUUUGUACGCAGGACCUCCAGGAGCCACACGGAGAGCAGCGGAUCAGAAGCCCCCAGAGAGUGGAGCAUCAGCUUCAGCAAGGAGCCACACAUACAGCCUGCAAAGUUAGAUCAUUUAGGUGGAGUGCAUAAAAGAGAGGGCUCUGUAGUGCAGGAAGUGACGGGCUUUCACCUCAUGCCACCUGAGACCCACAAUGCACCACGCCGCACAUCUGUCCAUAGCACUACUCAGCAUAUGACUGAACGUCCCAAAGUGACCUGGAGCCAGUCAGACUUAACACCGCUGGAUUUUCAGGCGCCUGAGUCUUUGGAGUUCUGGACGGAUGAGAUUUACACGCCGGCCUCCGACACACUCCUGCGGCGUUCGCAUUCGUUCACACGUUGCAGCAGGAACCAGGCGUACCGCAUCGCUGCCCUCAGCAUCACUGCCACCCUCAUCCUCAUCCUCAUCAUCGUCAUUCCAGUCAGCACCGCUUAACACACAUGCAGCCACAUUGAAUGGACCUAUAUGUGUUUAUUUGAUAAUAUUAUCAAGAUUUUAAAGAAUGCAUGAAUUCUUCAGGAACCCGAUUUGACAAACUUGAAGCAUGGCAGACUUUAAAACCUAUGCAAAAAAGACUACAUUUCCUGAAACCUUCAGUGGGCCUUUUUGGAGUUCCCUUACCUUUAGUUUUGUUUGAAUUUAAGCAGUUUAUCAGUUAAAUGCUUAUUUGGCAGUUUAUGGCCUGAGGACGUUCCGGUAUGCCCUCUUUGUUGACGGAUGCUGGGGAGUUCCCAUUAGUCUAAUCUAAUUCUGCUGAAACCUGAGACGACAUCCACUUGCUCGCACAGCGGCACACAUUUCUCUCUUCCACACCUCUGCUCUCUCUCCAUUUAAAUGCAUGGAAAAUCCAUUACUAGUUGCAAAUUUGCAUGCAACUGCCCUUUAAAUCGGCUAAAUGUCCCCGUAUUUGGAGGAAAUGCUGAUGUGUGAGAGAUAUGAAUCUCGUCUCUGUUUUAGUUUGAUGCAUAUUCUUUAUUACUGACCUGAACUUGUGGUGAACUCCAUCACAGUGCUACAAGACAUAAUAUCCUCCCUCACAAAAGCUUGAAAGAAAAGGAAAAUGAGCCUCCAGAGAUCCAGAAUGGAUGCAUGAUGGUGGAUCAAUACCGGCACGCAUUUUCCAUUUGCUGACAAACAACAGCAUGCAACUUUUAAUGGGCUGUGAUGGGACUGAGUGAGUGCGGGAGGGGAGAGAUCGAGAGAAAAGGAGUGUUUGUCCACUUUUAUUGAGCCUGAUGUUUUCGUAGUCCCACUUCUGUCUGAUGUGGAUGAUUAAUGAGUGAUUUUCCAGUUGGAACCGAUGCUUUUUUACAUGCAGUUUGAUCUAUGAUCCAUGAAAUUGUAAUUCAUCUUGUGCUAGAGACUUCAGAAUGAAUGAUACCUCAAUCAAUUACUUUUCUAAAUGAUCAGAUUUGCAAUCACAGGCUAGUAGGCGAUCACCUUGCAACCUCCCAGAACAUCUUAGCAACCAUGCACAGCUUAAGUACUGACAGGCGCUCAAACUUAGCAAGCAAAUAGAAAGCCUGGGCAAUGCUUUAAGCAGCACCAAGUUAUCUGAAUACUGCAAUGUGAAGACAAUUGAAUGAGAUGUCCUAAUUUAAGGAGGCAACGUUGGAAAAGUUUUGACUUUUGACAUUAUUUUGUUUGAUAUUUUUUUCUGUUCAUCUUGUAGAAAUAGCCUAUGCAUUUCUCCUCAGAAGCAUACCUGUUUUUCCAUUAUGACUGUAUGAACACAUGCAUUUCUGGAUUGGGAUUCCUCCUUUUUCAGGGCACCUUCGACUGUGAAAAUAUUCCUUUGUUUCUUCAUAAAUCUGGUUUUGGUUAUUCAGUGG